UUAGUCCAAGCCAAGAAACACUAACUAUUAUCAUCACUCUAAAUCUGGAUGCAUGUUUUUCCAUUGGAUACCCCUCAAAACUACAAGCGCUACAGUCAAGCAACCUGCGGCCUUUACUUUUGUUCUUCUGUUCAUCUUCUAUCUUAUUGACACAGAAGCUUUUAAAUGCUCCAAGUUAAAUGGUCUAUAUUCCCACAAUCCCAAAGGAGAAAAAAGAGCAGUAGUUCUAGGAUCAAAAUGCUUGUUCUCUUCCUGGUGCUCUCAGCAACAAUGUUCCCAUCGGUCAGAACACUCGUUUUAGUCUAGAACAGGGAGACAGAAAGGUCAGUCCUGGAAAUCCUGUGCUUUCUGAGCAUUAAUGCUGGGUUUUCUGUAGAGAAGUUAUGGUGAUUUCUCUGCAUUGCUGCACCAGAGAUUGCAGGAAAACACUGAAAUGAGAAACUAAUACAGAUAUUGGAAGGAACUAUUGAAGAUGUUCAAGGCAGCGAGAUGGAGGACUGAGAAGAACAAGAUAAAAGUUGUGUUUAAACUGCAGUUCCAAGCAACUCAGGUGCCGGAAUUAGGAUGGGAGACUAUGAUGGUCGAUCUAGUUCCUAAGGAUGCUAGAAAACCAACUGCAAGAUCAGAAAAGGCAGCAGUAAUCAAGGGAACUUGUCACUGGGUAAACCCCAUCUACGAAACAGUGAAACUUACAAAGGAUCCAAGAACUGAAAAGAUUAAUGAGAAAGCCUAUAGAUUUCUUGUCAUAGCAGAUGGAUCGGCAAAAGCCGACUUUGUGGGAGAAAUUUUCAUCGAUUUGGCAAUUUAUGCUGAAGUGCUUAAGCCCUCUGUGGUUUCUCUCCCAUUCAAGGCUUCAGAUUCUGAAGCCAUCCUGCAUGUUACUAUACAGAGAAUGCAGGCUGAUGCUGAGGGAACAUUCUUCGGAGCUUUUGAUCAAAAUGGGGAAACGAACGUUGCAGAGCAACAGAGCAAGAUGACAAGCCAGUUGGACAUUUCUAAUGCAGAGCAAGGUAGCGACUUUCGGAGAACAAAUGUUAACUCAAUAGAACAGGACCGUUCAUUAUUUAACAACCAGGCGGAGCUGAGAUCCCCCUCCAGAAAAACAAUGCCUCAGCAGGCUGAACCUAAUGAGAACCUCACAAAGUCUAUCACCUGUAAUUCCAUAUCACAAUCAGGUCAUGGAGACCAUCAGAGUUCAAACACCCACUGGUCUGUCAGUUCGCAACUUGAUGGAAGUAUGGAUUGCCCGGCGACCAGCUUCGGAGAGACUGGAUUGAGAGAUGGAUCGCGUACUUCAGAUAUCUCCAUCAAGAAACUCAGGAGUGAUAUUGUUGCUUUGGCAAGACAGGUUGAUAUGUCGGAGAUAGAACUGAAAACUCUUCGAAAGCAAGUGAAGGAGAACAGGCAUGAAAAAGAUCUUCUCAGCGAAUUAGAUAGCCUAAAAGAGGAGAGAGAUGCAGUUCGAAGAGAAUGUGAAGAAUUUAAGGCUUCUUUGUUGAAAAGAAUUGGCACUGAAGCUAUUUCAGUUAAGUCGUGGUUUGACGGUGAAGAUCUAUGGUCUGUACUGGAAGAAACCAAGAAAGAGCUAAAUCAUGAAAAGAAUCUAAAUGCAAAUCUUCGCUUACAACUACAAAAGACACAGGAUUCAAACUCAAGGCUGAUUCUUGCAGUGCAAUAUCUAGAAGAACUGUUGGAGCAGAAAAAUGGGGGCAUGAUGACUGGUAUUAACAGCGGCAUAGUGCCUACAAAAGAAGAAAUAAAUGAUGGUUUGUCAGGAACAAAAAAUGGAACUGAGUCCUCCCAGGAACAAAUUUAUGAAGACAAAAAUAACUGGUUUCCAAUGGUUACAGAAAAAGACAAUGAACAAUACAAAUUGGAGGUACUAAUUAGAGAGCAUGAUGAUGUCAAAGCAGCAAAUACACUAGAGCAGAAAAUCAUAGAUCUGAAGAGCGAACUAGAGUUCUACAAAAAGGAUCAUGAAGACCUUGAAAUGCAUAUGGAACAGCUUGCUCUAGACUAUGAGAUUCUGAAACAAGAACACCACCAUGUCUCUUCAAAGCUAAAGCAAAGCCAACUGAAAGAACAGCUAGGGGCACAAUAUGAGUGCUCAGCACAGCAAUCCAUUAUCAAGGACCUUGAAGACCAAGUUAAAAAAUUGGAAAAAGAAUUUGAAGAACAGGCUGAAGCAUUUGAAGCUGAUUUGGCAACUGUUAUGCAUGCCAAAGUUGAACAAGAACAGAGGGCCAUACAAGCAGAGGAGGCACUAAGAAGGACAAGAUGGAGGAAUGCUAAUACUGCCGAACGACUUUAUGAGGAAUUCAAAAGGCUCUCUGCACAAAUGUCAUUUUCAUUUUCCAUGAACGAGAAGUUAUUCAUGCAAGCACUAACAAAAACUAGUGAAUUGCAUUUGCAGAAAUGUUAUCCAGAAGAACCACAGAAAAGAACUAGAGAAGAAGAAGCAACAGAGCAUGAUCAAUGCAAUGUUCAAAAGUCAACCGUAAUAGAUCCUAAAACAAAAGAAAAAGAGCUAAACUUGGAGCUCAAAAAGGAGGUCGAGGAGCUCAAAGGUCAAGCAAGGCAAGAGGCCUUCUCAGAAGAAAUGCUAGAACUCAAAGCAGAGAUGCAAAGGCUCUUACAGGAGAAUGCUUAUCUUUCUGAAAAGAUGGAAGAAAAAGAAACUUUGGCAGCUGAGUCAAAGAUAUUGGCUAAAGAAGUUGACAUGUUGUCACAAGGCAGCUACUUGGAAAAAGAUAUGCUUGAUGGAAAACUUGUUUCUGUGGGGGAAGAAGCAAAGAAAUCUAUAGAAGAACUAAAUGAACUGAGGGAUUUAAAAGAUGAAAAUGAUUCAAUGGUCAGAAUUCUGACUUCUGAGGUCGUGACUUUUCAGUAUGAUGAUUUGAAGCAUUCCUUACUUGAGGAUGAACCAGAAAAAGAAAAGCUGAGAAAUCAGGUUUUCCAAUUAAGUGGCGACCUUCUGAGGGCAGAAGAACAGAUCACCUGUAUUCAGAAAAAGCUAAAGGAAAAUACGAGAUUUACAGCCAUAGAUGGAACUACAGAGACAAUCACAAUAAACAAGCAUAACAUAUCUGACCUGGCAACUCAUGGCUCCCAGGAAGUUAAUAAUUUGCAUGAGAAAGUCAAACAUCUUGAGCUUCUUCCAAUGCCCUCGUUUACUUCCGGGAGAGUGGAUGGAAUCCUCUCGUCGUCAAAAGACAAGGGUCUUUUAUCACUUCUCUACUCACGUUACCGAACUGCACCAUAGGGAUGGUCUGGAGAAUGAAAAGGAACACCUGACUUCUAAUUAAUCCAGUCAAGGCAAUGUUGCCAAGUCGCGAGUAAAAUAGCAAUUCUGAAGUUCGGCUGAAAGAGAUGAAAGAAAGAUAUUUGGAGAUAAGCCUUAAGUUUGCAGAAAUUGAAGAAGAAAAGCAACAGCUUAUGCUGGCAAAUGGCACUCUUGCAUAACGGUGUAAAUAUUUAGUUAUGCUCAUAUUAAUGAAAUAGAGACUGGAUUUUUUGUAUAGAUGGAUGCUAUGUUCUUGACAAGUAUGUAGAACUUCCAGACAAACAUACUAGAGUAAGAUAUUAGGUGUUAUACCGUAAUUUGGAUUGAGAUAAAAUGUAUAAUAUAAAGUGAGAUAU
This is a messenger RNA of Phoenix dactylifera (date palm), 3639 nucleotides long. RefSeq lists its product as uncharacterized. The record is from RefSeq and is a predicted model, not a curated record. Lineage: Eukaryota; Viridiplantae; Streptophyta; Magnoliopsida; Arecales; Arecaceae.